AUGGAACAGUAUUGGGGGGAUUUUUGGGAGGGCAAAUGGUGGAAGAGGCCGCAGGGUGGGAUCGCAGACGACGGCGACUGGCCAAAAAGGGGCCAUGCUCGCGCACAGGGACCCUUGGAGAUGGUGUGGGGCAGUAGUUGCAGCGUAGCGCUUCUGCUUUGGCGCCAUUUCCCGUUUGGGCGCUUGGAGAUGGUUCGCCCCAGCAACCCCGGGGCCACUGAUAUUGGAACCAAUGGAUCGAUCUGA
This is a messenger RNA of Colletotrichum costaricense, 246 nucleotides long. RefSeq lists its product as uncharacterized. The coding region runs from base 1 to 246 and encodes 81 amino acids. The record is from RefSeq and is a predicted model, not a curated record. NCBI's taxonomy places the organism in Eukaryota, Fungi, Ascomycota, Sordariomycetes, Glomerellales, Glomerellaceae. The transcript is spliced from 2 exons.